Messenger RNA from Naegleria gruberi, 2181 nucleotides. Its product is annotated as vacuolar protein sorting-associated protein. The record is from RefSeq and is a predicted model, not a curated record. Gene Ontology annotation, cellular component: retromer, cargo-selective complex; late endosome; retromer complex. NCBI's taxonomy places the organism in Eukaryota, Heterolobosea, Eutetramitea, Acrasida, Naegleriidae. Gene Ontology annotation, biological process: intracellular protein transport; retrograde transport, endosome to Golgi. The transcript has a single exon. Bases 1 to 2166 code for a protein of 721 amino acids.
AUGCAAGUAUUUGAUCAACUUGGACGUUUAACAACCUUCUUCCGAGGUGAGGAAAAUAUGCAAGAUUUAUAUAUUCGUGUUCAACAUACUCCAAGUAUUGUCCCAAGAUUAUAUCUUAUGGCAACUAUUGGAUCUAUUUACAUCAAAUCUAAACAAGCUCCAGCAAAGGAUGUUCUCAAAGAUCUUGUGGAAAUGUGUAAAGGAGUUCAACACCCAACUCGUGGUCUCUUCUUGAGAAAUUAUCUCAGUCAAAUUACAAAGGAUAAACUUCCAGAUACUGGAGGUGAAUAUGAAGGUACUGGUGGAAAUAUUCACGACUCUAUUGCCUACGUACUUCAAAACUUUAAUGAAAUGGUCUUCCUUUUCAGUCGUUUGAAGAAUGAAGGUCCAGUCAAGGAAAGAAGUAAGAGAGAAAAGGAAAGAUUGGAAUUGAGGAUUUUAAUCGGAUUUAAUCUUGUAAGACUUUCUCAAUUGGAUGGUAUCAAAUUGGAUAUUUAUAGAGAUGAUGUCUUACCAAAGAUUUUAAAUAUUAUUAUCAAGUCUAACGAUCAAAUGGCUCAACAAUAUCUUAUGGAAUGUCUUAUUCAAGUUUUCCCUGAUGAAUUCCAUAUUGAUACUCUCACUCAAAUUGUUACUGCUUGCCAAGAGUUACAAGCUGAUGUGGAUUUAAAGACAAUUUAUAUUGCUCUCAUGGAUCGUCUUGCCAAUUAUGCUAGACAAUUCCCAGAAAACAUUCCAAAUCGUGAUGAACAAAAUGGUGGUGCUAAUAUUAUUGACAUCUUUUUGGAAAAUGUUGAAAAGAUUUCCGAUCAAAGAAUGGAACUUUCCGACGUUUUGGCCUUCCAAAUUUCUCUCAUGAAUCUUGCUUUGCAAUCAUAUCCAGACAAGAUUAAAUAUGUCAAUGAUGUAAUUACCUUCUGCCAUCAACAACUCAGCACUGCUGGUGAUAUUACUUCAACUCCUCUUUUGGUCAAACUUGUUAAGAAACUCUUGCUCAUUCCAAUUGAAUCAUACAAGAAUGUUCUCACUGUCCUUCAACUCGAAAAGUAUGGAGAAAUUCUUGAAUUAUUAGGGUUUGAUGAUAGAAGAUCAAUUGCUAUGGAUAUUUGUAGAUGUGCUCUCAAACAUAGACACAAGGUUACCAACGUUGAUGAAAUCAGAGGGUUAUUCGAACUUAUCAAGCCACUCUUGAAGGACGAAGAAGAUACCACCGAUGUUGAUGAGGAAGACUUUGAAGAGGAACAAAAUCUCGUUGCUAGACUCAUUCACAUUUGCGAUAGUGAAGAUACCGACAUGUUAUUCAAGGUUUAUUCUACUGCUAGAAAGGCUUUCGGUCAAGGUGGUGUUAAGAGAAUUCAAUAUACAUUGACACCUCUCGUCUUUUCUUACCUUUCUUUGGCUAAACGUAUCUUUAAUGCCAAGGAUAGAGAAGAAAAAGCAAUCAAGGAAGAUAAGGUGUUCCAAUAUGUUAUUGAAAUUUUAGAAGUUUUGGCUAACCAACAAUCAGACAUGGCCUUAAAGUUGUAUCUUCAAAGUGCCAUCUGUGCUGAUCUCUGUAAAUUGGAAACAAUUGUUUUCGAACUCUUGUCGCAAGCCUUUAUGCUUUAUGAAGAACAAGACAGCAAGAUUCAAUUGGAAUACUUUAUAAUGAUUAUUAAUGCAUUGAGACAAAUGAAGAAUAUUGGCAAUGAAAAUUAUGAUACACUCUCCACAAAGACUUGUCAAUACUCUUCCAGACUCUUACUCAAGCCAAAUCAAUGCAAGGCAGCCUUUAUGUGUAGCCACUUAUUCUGGCCAAUGGAACACAAUGAAUCAUUACAAAAUGCUGACAAAUCUCUUGAAUGCUUGAUAUGGUCCUUGAAGAUUGUCAAGUCAUGCAUGGCCGAUCAAAAGAUUGCUCUCUUUAUCGAAAUUUUGAAUGUUCACCUCUAUCAAUUUAUUAACAAUAAUGAAAAGGUCACUGUAGACUAUUUGAAUGACUUGAUUGAUGUCAUUAACUCCAACAUUGGAUCUUCUGAGGAAGAAUUUGGUGUUGCUGGUGCUGCAACAGAAAACCAAAAUGAAACCAAGACUGUUGCUCCAAUUGCAACCUUCUACAGAAAUACUCUUGAAUAUAUUAAGCUUUUGAAGAGUGGAAAUUCAAAGUUUGAAAGCAUAACUCUAUAAAAAAUAUUUGAUUUU